Geosmithia morbida is the source of this 1521-nucleotide messenger RNA. RefSeq names its product CCR4-NOT transcription complex subunit 7/8. The transcript is spliced from 2 exons. The record is from RefSeq and is a predicted model, not a curated record. Bases 1 to 1521 code for a protein of 506 amino acids. Gene Ontology annotation, molecular function: nucleic acid binding; poly(A)-specific ribonuclease activity. Lineage: Eukaryota; Fungi; Ascomycota; Sordariomycetes; Hypocreales; Bionectriaceae. Gene Ontology annotation, cellular component: P-body; CCR4-NOT core complex; CCR4-NOT complex.
AUGCCGCCGCAGUUGAGGGGAUUUGGCGCUGGGGCGCCGUUCCCCCAACCCGGCUUCGCCUCCCACGCCCAACCUCAAGGCGGUCCCAUGGGCGCCAGCCAGUACCUCAACGCAAGCGCCCAGAUGGGCCCCUUCUCGGGUGCCAAUGCCAACACCUUCAGCGUCGCCGGGCUCGGCGGUCCGGCUGCCGGCUUCCCCGAUACCGGAUUCGGGAGCCAGAGUGCUCGGAUGGGCUUCACACACGGUCCGGCGGCAGCAGCGGCCGUCGCCGCCGCCAUGGCCCCGCCCCCUCACCACAGCGCCCAGCUCCACCACGCCCUGGCAGAGCACCAGCCCCUGAGGCAGCAGGGAAACAGGGGGAGGAUACGCGAGGUCUGGAAGCACAACCUUCAAGAGGAGAUGGCCGUGCUCCGAGAUCUCGUGGACAGGUAUCCUUAUAUUGCUAUGGACACCGAGUUUCCCGGCGUCGUCUCGAGACCGAUGGGAGCCUUCCGCGGCAAGAGCGACUACCACUACCAAUGUCUCCGCACGAACGUCGACAUGCUCAAGGUCAUCCAGAUCGGCCUGACGCUCUUCAACGAGGACGGCGAGACCCCGCCCGCCCGCCCGCAGUCGGCCGCCGACGCGGAGAUCGGUAUCGGGCGCCGGCAGGGAAGCCAGCCGUUCCCCUGCUCGUGGCAGUUCAACUUCAACUUCUCCCUCAAGGACGACAUGUACAAUGAGAAGUCGAUCGAGUCGCUGCAGCAGGCUGGCAUCGACUUCAACAUGCUGGAGCGCGACGGCAUCGACCCCCACGAGUUUGCGGCGCUGCUGAUCCCGUCCGGUCUGGUGUGCUUCGACGAUGUCAAGUGGAUCUCGUUCCACGGCGGCUACGACUUCGGCUACCUGACCAAGCUGCUCAUCUGCACGCCGCUGCCCAACGACGAGGUCGACUUCGACCACAAGAUGAAGCUCUACUUCCCCAGCACCUACGACGUCAAGCACCUGAUGAAGCACGCCAUCAAGCUGCACAACUCGGGCCUCCUGUCGCCGAGCGACCCGAUGACGGUGGAGAUACUGCAAAAGUUCGAGCACAAGUCGGGCCUGGAGAACAUUGCCGAGACCCUCAAGGUCAAGCGCGUCGGUGCCGCCCACCAGGCCGGAUCCGACUCGCUCCUCACCGGCAAGGUCUUCUUCCAGAUGCGCGACAAGAUCUUCAACGGCGACAUCCCGGAUGACCACGUCGGCAAGGUGUGGGGUCUCGGCGUCCCGGACUCUGGACUCAUCAUGGCGUCCAUGAUGGCUACCGGCGGCGGCGGCGGCGGCGGCGGCGGCGGCAGCGGUGUCGACUCGUCCCACGGCCAGGUCAACGGUAACGGACCCCAGGCACCCAGCACGCCCAACACCAGCACCGUCGGUCUGUCGACGACGCCGGCAGCCCAGAGCCACAACACAAACGGCCUGUCCCACAUGGGACCCAUGACUCCCGGCGGCGGCGGCGGCGUCUUUGGCAGCUUUGCCUUUACCGGCAACAACCGAUAG